Colletotrichum fioriniae is the source of this 906-nucleotide messenger RNA. RefSeq lists its product as uncharacterized. NCBI's taxonomy places the organism in Eukaryota, Fungi, Ascomycota, Sordariomycetes, Glomerellales, Glomerellaceae. Gene Ontology annotation, molecular function: oxidoreductase activity, acting on the CH-OH group of donors, NAD or NADP as acceptor. The record is from RefSeq and is a predicted model, not a curated record.
AUGGCUUCCGACUCUAUGCCACCAGACUUUUACGUCAAGGCCCUUCAGUUCACAAAGAAGGUCUACAGAGAUGAAUAUCCAGCCAUCAAACCAGAGAACUCUGAGCUCUCCCUUGCCGGCAAGGUUGUCAUCAUUACCGGCGCGAGCCGCGGCAUCGGUGGUUGGGGAAUCGUGCCGGCCUUUGCCAGAGCCGGGGCAAAAGCCCUCGUCCUCGUGGCCCGGGACGAGAAGAAGCUGUCAGACGUCGCGGCCAAGGUCAAGGAGCUCAACGCCAAUGUCGAAACGCUGGUCUACCCCGUCGACAUGACAGAUGAAGGAGGGAUCAAGGCCCUCUUUGAGAAAGUGAACGCGACGUACGGCCACGCCAACGUCCUGGUCAACAACGCCGCCGUGCAGACCUCGCUCGAGCUCAUCACAAACAGCGAUCCAAAACUCUGGAUAGAAGACUUGACCACCAACAUCAAGGGAACCUUCUACCCAACCUUCCACUUCCUCAAAUCCCUCCCCUCAACCGCCCACGGCCACAUCAUCAACAUCACCACGAUCACCCACUGGGUCGUGCCCACAAUGAGCUCCUACAUCAUCGCCAAGCUUGCGACGCAGCAGCUCAACGCCCACGUCACGAUCGAGAACCCGGACAACGUCACCACCGUCUCGGUGCACCCGGGCAUGGUCCACACCGACAUGACCAUGGACCAAUUCCGCCCCUUUGCGCACGACACCCCCGCUCUCGUGGGCGGGACGGCCGUCUGGCUUUGUUCGGACAAGGCGCGGUUCCUGAAUGGGAGGUUUGUCGCGACCAACUGGGAUGUCGAGGAGUUGGUGGAGCGGAAAGGGGAGAUUGAGGAGAAGAGGUUGUUGCAGGUUGAUUUGAACGGGCAGUUUGGGGCACAGCAAUUUGAGUGA